AUGUUCCCGGGAGUUUUCUAUGCACUGCUGGCGGGUUUCCUCGGGGCCGUGGCGUCAUCGUCUGCCAAACUGUCCCUCGGAGCCGACUACCUGAAGGGAGUCUGUGAAACCGGACUCCGGACGUGGGGAGAGCAGCGGAAAUUCAGACAGGCGGACGAAACUACCGCCUGCGACAGGCUUCAUAUCCCUCUAAGGCUGCUGUGUGGCGGGCUGCUUUUCACCUGCAAUGCUGUGAUGUGGACCUUCCUUGCCAAAGCGCUCAGGUACUCCUCUUCCUCCACCCAAACCACUGUGACCACCACGGCCUCCAACUUCAUAUCUUCCGCUUUUCUGGGCCAGCUGAUCUUUGGUGAAGCCCAGAUAACAUUGUGGUGGGUCGGGAUCUCCCUGACCUUCUCUGGUCUGUUGGUACUGCAGAGGGUUUCACCGCAGGAUGUGCAACAUGACGCAGGCGCUAAGGACGAAUAA
This is a messenger RNA of Anoplopoma fimbria (sablefish), 468 nucleotides long. Its product is annotated as transmembrane protein 42. Bases 1 to 468 code for a protein of 155 amino acids. NCBI's taxonomy places the organism in Eukaryota, Metazoa, Chordata, Actinopteri, Perciformes, Anoplopomatidae. The record is from RefSeq and is a predicted model, not a curated record. The transcript has 3 exons.